UCUUCUUCUAUUUCUCUUUUUUGAAUUCAUUCCUCUGGUGCGAGCGACGUCUCCACUCCAGCCCUUGUUUGGCGACGGCGGUCGUCUGUGCUGCUCUCAUUCUGACAUAGUCACAUAUCCUUUCCCUCACAUCACAAUCGUACACUUCAUUCGUUCAACUUCCAUUUACCAUUCUCUCAUCUUCGUAUUAUCUGACUUUUCAUUUUUCAUCAUGAAAUUCCUCAAAACCGUAAAACCCAAAUCCAUUUACCGCCAACCCAAAACACUCUCAACUACUUCCCCACUCCCACCACCAAUCACCGAAACAACUCUCCUCAAUUCCAUCAAAUCUUCUCAUUGGCAUUUCAUCAAACACCUUGCACCACAACUCACUCCAUCCCUUAUCUCAUCAACUCUCACUAACCUUCAUCAAAACCCACCACUUGUUCAAACUCUCCUCUCACACCUUCACAACCACCCUCAUUGUCUCGACCUCAAUGCCCGUUGCAUUGCCCUUUGCAUCCUCUAUCGUCUCCCAUCCCCCGAACCAUCUUUCCACAUCCUUCACCCCAUCAUCGAUACCACCACCCCCACCAUCAUUUUCAAUCAAUUAUCACUCGUCCUUAACCAGCUCAAUACAAAAACCACUAUUGUAUUUGACCUUCUCCUCACUGCUUAUUGCCAACUCAAGAAACCCAAUCAAGCUCUUGAAUGUUUCAACUUGAUGAAAGAAAAUGGGAUUCUCCCCACAAUCGAGACUUGCAAUCGGGUUUUGAGUAUGUUUUUGAAACUUAAUAGAACACAAAUGGCUUGGAGUUUUUAUGAAGAUAUGUUUAGGAUGAAUGUCAAAUCUAGUUUAUUCACUUUUAACAUUAUGAUCAAUGUUUUGUGUAAAGAAGGCAAGUUGAAAAAGGCUAAGGAAUUUAUUGGUCACAUGGAAGUUUUUGCUGUGAAGCCUAAUGUUGUUACUUAUAAUACCCUUAUACAUGGAUACUGUUUAAGAGGUAAGUUUCGAGCGGCUCGUUUGAUUUUUCAAACGAUGCAAGAUAAAGGUCUUAAACCGGAUUGUUACACCUAUAAUUCUUUUAUUUCUGGGUUGUGUAAAGAAAGAAGGAUCGAGGAGGCAUCUGAUAUACUUUGUAAAUUGUUGGAAUCUGGAUUGGUUCCUAACGCUGUAACAUAUAAUGCGUUGAUUGAUGGGUGUUGCAAUAAAGGGGAAUUGGAUAAGGCUUUUGCUUACAAGGAUGAGAUGACGAGUAGAGGCAUAGUGGCUUCUCUUGUCACCUAUAAUUUGUUUAUACAUGCAUUGUUUUUGGAUAAAAGGAUGGAAGAAGCUGAUGAUAUGUUAAAAGAAAUGAGAGAAAAAGGGAUAGAGCCUGAUGUUGUUACAUAUAACAUACUUAUUAAUGGCUAUUGCAGAUGUGGGGAUGCGAAGAAAGCCUUCACCCUUUAUGAUGAAAUGGUGGAAAAAGGGAUUAGACCAACACUGGUAACGUAUACUUCGCUUAUUGUUGUUCUCGGGAAAAGGAGUAGGAUGAGUGAGGCAGAUGAGAUGUUUAAGAAGACUCAAAAAGAAGGUCUGCUUCCGGAUAUCAUAAUGUUCAAUGCAUUGAUCGAUGGUCACUGUGCAAAUGGUAAUAUUGAUCGUGCAUUUCAACUCUUGAAUGAGAUGGAUAAUGCAAAGGUUCUUCCCGACGAAGUCACUUACAAUACUUUGAUGCAAGGGUAUUGUAGGGAAGGGAAAGUGGAAGAAGCUCGAACACUUCUUGAUGAAAUGAAAAGAAGGGGGAUCAAGCCUGAUCAUAUUAGUUACAAUACACUCAUUAGUGGUUACGGUAAAAGAGGUGAUAUUAAGGAUGCUUUGAAAGUAUAUGAUGAAAUGUUGUCUAUAGGAUUUGAUCCUACCAUUCUUACUUACAAUGCUCUUAUUCAAGGAUAUUGCAAAAUUGGUGAAGUUGAGCGUGCUGAAGAGCUCUUCUUUGAAAUGAAAAGCAAAGGCAUUACUCCUGAUGACAACACCUACCUAUAUAUAAUUGAGGCAAGGAAAACAGAUGAUGAUGACGUAGUGGGAAAUGAUGAUAAAUGAAUAUUUAUUUAUCUUCAUUUACUUGGAUAUUGAAUGGACAAGGGGUUGUGCUAGAAGAAAGUAAUUUAUUCUGGGACUUGUGUUAGGACACAAUGUCUUGGCAGUCCUGAUUUUACAAGCUUCAUCAUUGAGCAAACCAACAAAGGCGUGCCUGAUUAUGAAGAUCAAGCGAAUGAAGUUUGUUGUACAACAUCACUCUUUGGAAGAUAUGGAAAGGAAGAAAUCAGCUUGUGUUUAACAAAACACAUUUCAACCCGAUUGCCAUUCUAGCUUUCAGUAGCGUGAAAGGAUGCAUGAAGGUGAGGGAGGCAGCAGCGUGAAAAAUCGGGAACCCCUACCCCUGGAACUACAAAAGUCAAUAUUGGUGCUGGUUGUUUUGAGAAUAGCAUACUCGGCUGUUCUUUGUUGGUCCGUAACCAUGUAGGGGCUGUGAGUUUUACCAUCACCAAAUUGGAUACGAUUAGAAUUCCUCCAACUGCAGCCGAACCCAUGACCCUUAGAUGGUUCAAGGCUAUGAAAACUAGUCCAUUGAAAUUGACUUAGAAGUGGUAGUAAAAUGCCUUCAGGGAGUUUAAAACUCAAUUAUCAAAUAUCAAUAUUGACCAUAUAAUUCUUCACAGUAAGGAUCUUUUGGCACAUAUGGUUUGGAUCCAAGAUUGUCAAGUUUUAUAAGAGUUACGAGGAGAAAGGAGUCUUGGUAAUCUAGAGCUCGACAUGGAGAUAAAUAAGUCAGACUAGGAAUUGUUGCAGCUAUGGUUCGAUAACAGGUACUUCUAGCUGAUUCAAUUUUUAGUAAAGCUCAUUAACCACUUAGUUAUAAACAUGUUUGACAACAUGUACAACAUUUUUUUCUUCACUUUGACUCCACUUACAUUUGAGAAUCUUCCCUACUGUGAUACAAACCGAUGCUAAAACAAAGGUCAAACUAAUGGGGUGAACAAAAUUCAUUGAAUAACGAUGAAAAAAAAUUAGUUCAACAUUGAUUUUUGAGAAAUAAUAUUUCCUUUUUGUAAAAACACAAUAGUUUAACAGUAAAAGUAAAACAUUAAAAACAAAAAAUAAACUAAUAUAAUCACACGUGAAUUUGUUUAUAAUUUUAAUUAUAAUUUGUUCUAAAAAAUGCUGCCAAAUUCACCACUUCUGGGGAUGGCACUGACACUUUUGUCUCUAUAUGAUAAAUGGACACAAAUCUUCUCUAAAGAAGUUGCAACAUAAAAGCUAACUUUUCAAAGGAUUUUCUAGUAGUAUAUCCUUAUAACUGGAAGUGGAAGUAACGGCUCAUGCUUGAUUUCCUUUUCUGUUUUAUUAUGAAACCGUGUUCUAACUCCCAACUCCUUAUUUGGUCAAAAAAAAAAAUCCCAACUCCUUAUACUUUAUAUACUUUUUCUUGGUCAAAAACCUAAAGACUAAAGUUAAAAUUUGCAUUAUUUUGAAUUUAAAGGAGGGUACCAGAAUGGUUGGCCAUCACUCGCCAAAUGUUAUCUCAAACGCACAAUUCAUCUUCUUUUUUCCUCUUUUUCUUUUACUUGAAAACAAUAUUGGAAAAAUGACCAUCAAUUAUUGUCAUAUUUGAUAGCAAUCUUGUUUUAUUUUUGGUCAGAUCUUCAUGCAUGUUAAGUGAGCAGAGAGUAAAACAACAAUGAUUUAUGAUAUAAAUUGCACGCUCGAAGUGAAAAAGUCACUUUACAAGGUAAAGUGUGUAAUAUGAAUGUGAAUCAACAAAUCAAUGAUUGCUAUUAUAUUUUACAUGCAUAAAAAAUUCUGAAUAUGAUGAAAUAUCAACCGUUUAAUUUUCCCACUAUACAUUUUACUCAUUUUAAAGGAGAUGAUACGAAAAUAAUGUACGCAAAAUCUUUUCACUUUCUCUAUCACUUCUUCUUACAUGAAUUCCAUGUAAUGGAGAAUCAACUUAUUUUAAUGAGUGGGAACACCAUGCUUGCCACAUAAAUUUAUUGGAGAAAUUUCACUCCACACAAUCCAAGGGACAACCACUAUUGUCAUAGUUAUUUUCAGCUUCACCAAGAAAGUAAGGUUGUAAUAUAUUGAUUACUGUUACAUCUAGUGCUUUUUAAAGAGGACUUAUCUCUUAUCCUCCCAUGCGGAUUUCCAAUUAAAGCACAGUUCUGAGGAAAACAAUAGGUCUAAUUAAUCUAUUGAACUUUACUUGGAAAUAAUACUUUGAAUGAGAUGACUCGGGUCUCUUUCCAGUCAACUAGAGGUCCUGAAUUCAAUCUCAGUGUGGUUGGUUGAUGUUAUUCAAUCUCAUCCAACUUAACUGACGUAGGUUUGACUCUUGGCAUUGUAUUUUUCCUUACAAAGAAGUUAUGAAUUCGAAUUCUGCCUUGAGAAUGCAACAACGUUAAAACUAUUGAGAAUCUUUUUUGCCACAUGUUGUAGUUUUACCCAACAUGAGAAAUUAGUCUAUAUAAUUACACGUGGACGAUUACCAGUUAACAACAAAAAAAAACUUUACUUGGGCGGUUACUUUAAUUACUAAUAAGUGGUGUGCCCAUUUUCAUCUUCUAUCAUGAUUUGUUGCUCAAUAUUUAGGUUCUUUUUUUCUGUUUGUGGAAACACAUGCACCAUGCACUACUUAGUAAAAGGUGUGGACUAAUCACAUCAUAAUUAUAAAGCACCUUUUAUCCACACAAAAAAUAAAAGAUAAAAUUGAUGUAUAUAAAUAAAGCACCUUGUUCCGUGCAAGCAUAAUGUUCCUAAUGCCUUCACAUAUUUAAAUUAACAAAUCAAGUUAAAUAAUUGUUCUAUUCUGAAAAAAAUAGAAAUUGUUAUGGGCUUGUUUUUAACACACAUAGUGCAAGGGUUAGCCCUCACAUUUCUUGGCCUAUGGCACAUAAUCAACACAAUCAAAUCUUACGUUGUGAAAGGUCCUUCCAAUUUCACUGUAAGAUUUUGGUACCAAAUUAGCACGUCUCAAUUUAUUUUCAAACACUUGGAACUUAUUUCAAUUUUAUCCUUUUCAAUCAUAGCAAUUCUAAUACAAAUUCUAGAUAUCCCUUAUUUUCACUAUGCUUUUAAGCUUGAUAACUUUGAACAUGCAACUAUGUUCAUACACCUUGCUUUGUUUGCUGGGUUUUCCCUCUCAACCGAGUUAACCGAUUCGCUCGAACUCUUCUCUGGAUUUGUUGGGAUACUUGUAUCCUCAGUUUUCAGUCAAGAGCUUUUCUUGCUCCAUUUUCAUUCCACUGAUCAUGUUGGACUUGAAGGCCAUUACCACUGGCUAUUGCAGCUCAUAGUUAUUGUUUCACUUGUUGCAGCUUUGGCUGCAACCGUUUUUCCCAACAGUUUCAAUGCGGCUAUUGUGCUUUCGGUUUCGGUUAUUUUUCAAGGCUGUUGGUUUAUAAACAUGGGGUUUAUGCUGUGGAUUCCUGCAUUUGUUCCUGAAGGAUGUGUGAUGAAUUUGGGAGGUCAUGAGAGUGGUGGUGAAAUUCAUGGAGCAGUUAGUUGUGGUUCUAAAGAGGCGGAUUUCCGGGCUAGAGGAUUAGCCAAUUUGCAAUUCAGUUGGAUCCUUUCUGCAAUUAUGAUAUUUGCAGGGAUUGUAUGCAUGAAAUUGGCUAAAAAACUUACCAUUGUAGACAGGUUGGAAUAUGAGAGAAUUCAAAGUAAAGUUGUAGACUCCUCUGUGGUCAACGAAGGUUUCAAGCCGACCAAGUAAUCUACUAUAGUUUGUUAAACUAGUCAGGUGUGUAAAGUGUGUGGAUGUUUUAAAUCCCAAGGUACCGAGUUCGAUUCCUACUUAUAAAAAAAAUGGCUAGUGGUUGCACUUUUUAAGUCUUGAAGGUAUGCAACUCGAUAAGAUGUAAUGUAUUUUAUGUUCGCCAAGGUUUAGAUAGAUUUGGUGUUCAAUAAUCUUGAGUUUUAUAACUUGUAAGGAAAUCUUCAACUAAACUAUUAGCUAUACAAUGUUGGUAUAGUUUAGAAAUAUUUGGUGUCUAUUAAGGUACUGUGUGUUUGGUGUCUAUUACGGUACUGUGUCUACUGUGGUAGACUCAUUCAGAAAAUGUAAGAAUCAAGUUAUCUAUGAAUCUUAAUUGCGCAUAA
Molecule: messenger RNA, 6124 nt
Organism: Trifolium pratense (red clover)
Lineage: Eukaryota; Viridiplantae; Streptophyta; Magnoliopsida; Fabales; Fabaceae
Product: pentatricopeptide repeat-containing protein At2g15630, mitochondrial
Exons: 3
Coding region: 212-2065 (617 amino acids)
Molecular function (GO): protein binding
Source: RefSeq, a predicted model, not a curated record